Ostrea edulis (European flat oyster) is the source of this 2900-nucleotide messenger RNA. RefSeq lists its product as uncharacterized. The transcript has 3 exons. The coding region runs from base 94 to 762 and encodes 222 amino acids. The record is from RefSeq and is a predicted model, not a curated record. Lineage: Eukaryota; Metazoa; Mollusca; Bivalvia; Ostreida; Ostreidae.
UCAUGUAUUGCAUCCGGAACCAAAGACAAUUCAAAAAGUAUAAAAGAGGAUGAGUUGAGUUCUGUCGACAAAGACCUCUCAGAUUCUAAGACGAUGGAGUCCCUCGGCGUCCUUGUACUUUUGGCGGUAGCCUGUUUACUGCCGUCCGUCGUCCUGGCUCACGGUCGUCUUGUCCGGCCCCCGUCAAGGAGCUCCAUGUGGCGGUACGGGUUUCCUACGCCUGAGAACACGGGGGACAUGCAACUGUUUUGCGGAGGAAAAUGGAAUCAAUGGGGCCGUAACGGAGGAAAGUGCGGUGUGUGUGGGGACCCUUACCAACAGAAACCACGUGAAAACGAGGCGGGUGGAAAAUACGCCACGGGCAUAAUUUCCAGAUGUUAUCCUUAUAACUCGUCCGGUCAAACACUGACCAUUAAGGUAGAAUUAACAGCCAAUCACCUGGGUUAUUUCGAGUUCAGACUGUGUGAACAUAACGACACAAGUACUCCGAUAUCACAGUCCUGUUUAGAUGAGAACCUUCUGAGAUUUCCGGACAACACCACGAGAUAUAACGUCCGAGAAGGUGUCUACGGUGUGAUCAAUCUUCAGCUGCAACUUCCAGCUACAGUUCUGUGUACUCAGUGUGUGCUGCAAUGGAAGUACAAUACAGGUAGAAGUUGGGGCUGUGACGGAAGCGGAUGUGGAAUUGGUCGCGGUGCGCAGGAGCAGUUUUACGGAUGUGCAGAUAUCGCCAUUCUUAGAAGCUGCGAACACUUUAACUGACCAGAGAUAUUCAUCAUUGUGUAAUUCUAUUUCCUAUCAUUACUUUUUUUUUGUACAGGAACAUAUCUUUGUUAUUUGUGUGUAUUCAUUAUAUCAAUUUGUUUAAUACCUCAGUGAAAAUUUUAAACAUUAUUAAUAGCAAGCAUUCCAAUGCAGUUGCAUAUUUUUUUACCAAGUCUACCUGGUAGACGUUUGUAGCAAGAAUUUCGGAAGUUGGAAUAUUCAUUUAAAAAUGUAUGAAAAGCAUCCGGGAACUGUAUUGAGUUAUUAUUAUUAUUAUUAUUAUUUAUCAACCCCAGUACGAACUGAAAUGAUAAAGACUCCAUCCUCAGACGCCCCCAGACGUUGGUUUUCAGUGUGCAGUGGUGUUAUGUUAUUUCCUGAUAUGUAAAUGUCAUCUCAUUUAUAAUUCGUAAAUGUACAUUGUAUAGUCGUUACUUAGAAAUAGCGGGGAAUUCAAAUUGUUUUAACUGGUUAUGUUAGAAAAAUGAUCUUUAAAUAUAUUCCCAAGGAUACCAUACCUACUUCAAGAAUUACAUUACUUUAAAUUUAAGAUUGUCACGUCAAACUGAUUGAGAUUCACUUGGUUUGGCGAAGAAGCAAUUCAACUCAUUUUUGACUAUUUCAUUACAGGUCACUGCAUUGGAUUGUUGAUUUUAUAACUUGUUUUAAUUUCUUUAUUUUCACAAAUGUAACCCUUUGUCUUUGAAAAUUACUUUGUCCCAGAUGCCUUUGUGGUAUAUUCCUUGCUUUUAUUGAUAUACUUCUUCUCUAUAUGAAUUAAAUGUGUAUCAUCAGCGAACAUUUUGAUUUUAUACUCUAUGGGUUGAUCACAGUUUGGCAUCUGUAUGCCCUCUGUCGUUGGACGUUGCGUAAUAGCGCAUGCUAAAGGUUUAAUUUGAAGAAAAUACAUGUAUAGGAAGGGUGCAAUAGGACGCCCUUGUCUUACUAACAUCGUCAAUAUUGUAAAACACUGUCACCAAUAACCGUUUGUCUGGAUACAAAUCCUGGCUUAAUAUGGAAAACAUUCAUCUGCGAUUAUCUGAAAUGUCAGUCUUGAUUAUAAAACACGUGAUUUGCUUACUGGUAAACAAUUGGAGUAUACCAUGAAUCAUACAAAGCUUUAUCCAUGGUAAUUUGUUUUAUCCAUCUAGUUUAUAUGUUUCAGAAUUACAGGGAAUGGAAAUCACUUCGCUGUAUGUGUGAAUUCAUUAUAAGCAUGUUCAUUGUAACCUUGAUAUCCUGUACAGAGUGAUGGGCUUUGAAAUGAUCACUUCCUGUUCCCAUGUUCAAUAUAUCACACACUUUGUAGAGCAUCAACAGAUGAAUAGUGUAAACAAAUACCACUGGAACUAUAUCAAGUGGUAUUAAUUUGUACUAACAGAAACUUGGUAUUUAUUUGUACUAACAGAAACUUGGUACUUAUUUGUACUAACUAGUCCUGUUAGUGUUAUCCAGAGAUGUGUACCUGCGCCGCAAAGCUUUUGGUAUUCUAUAUUUAGAAAAUAUCAAGUCUCUGAUAAUCUCUUUAAAUUUCAUUCAACAUCUGUAAAUAUUUCAUUCUAAUAAACUGAUAUUACAUAAUACUUAGUGUUUUCAUCCACUAGCUCUUCCUGGAAGGUUGUGGACCGGUCAGUGACCAACUGACCGGAAAACUUGGAAGGAUUAACAAUUACCGUAAUCGAUAGAAAAAAUGAACUAAAAUUUUAUCUGAAAAAAAAUUUAUUUUUGUAAAAAGAUCUGGUAACAUCAGUCAUGCAAUAAUAUGUUACAGUGAAAGUUUUUAUCGUGCAAAAUUUGGUUGUGAAGUCUUGUGGAGAGUUAAAACAGAAAUGUACAGCCAAGAAAAUAAUUUUUAAUACAAAAUAUGCCAGAUCUUAGAACUACAACAUGUCUAAAAAUUAACACUACAUGGAAUGUUUUUCUACAAAGCAAUAUAUAUACACGUGUCCAAACAUACAGAGAUUCACGGACUUACAAAAUUAAUCUAAAAACGUCUAUAUUAUGACAGAAUCUUCACGAGACGCCUGCUCUUCUGGGACUCUUUGUGCAGUUUGGGUGGAAUUUUGCUCUUUAAAACAGGCUGGACAUUUUGUGGUUCGCAAACCCAAACUUUUCAUAGGGAUCCAUGUCAAUCU